This is a messenger RNA of Amphibalanus amphitrite, 5103 nucleotides long. Its product is annotated as protein sprint-like. Gene Ontology annotation, cellular component: cytosol; endocytic vesicle. Gene Ontology annotation, biological process: vesicle-mediated transport; signal transduction. The record is from RefSeq and is a predicted model, not a curated record. Gene Ontology annotation, molecular function: small GTPase binding; guanyl-nucleotide exchange factor activity. The transcript is spliced from 12 exons. Lineage: Eukaryota; Metazoa; Arthropoda; Thecostraca; Balanomorpha; Balanidae. Bases 528 to 4367 code for a protein of 1279 amino acids.
ACCGGACGGCGCGAGGCAAGAAAAUCGUGUGCCGGUUCGCUAGAUGGGGACCCGGUAGCACCCGAGACGCUAUCUACGACGCUCGCACUCAUCUGCAGAGAGACGGGAAUGGAGCCCGACGACAGCCACAAGAUCAGAUCUACAUCAACGAGAUGCUGACCACGGGAGCACACAAUGCGUUCAUGAAGCUGCGUGCCGCGCGUAAGAGAGGUGAAAUAAGCAGUGUGCAUACCAGGCAUGGCCUCAUUUACGUGCGCAUGAUCCCACAUGGUCAAAAAAUAUGCGUGCGGAACCGCAUUCAAUGCGAACGAGUGCUGCGCGGCGAGUAUUGAAUAGUGAGUACCGCCGACCGGCGCCGGGAGUGCUGGCGCCGCCCGUGCGCCGGCCUCCCUGCCCGUGGGGUUGGCCGAGGUCACACAGUGCUGAGUCGACGGCCGAGCGGCCGGGGCGGGUGUGCUGGGGGGUGACGUCACGCCGGGAUUGCUGGGACGGGACGGUGAGACUCCGGACAGCGCAGUCUGAGGAGGAUGACCUCUCAAACGGAACAGCUGGCCUGCUCGCCAGAGAUGACCGCCGCUCAGAAGAAACUCCUCCAACUGAACAACAACCGGAACCAGGAGGACAGUGCCAUGUCGUCGUCGUGCAGUGAGCUGGAGCCCUGUCCGCCGGCUGAGAUGAGCAUCACGGAGCGGCUAAUCCACUCUCAGCCCGUGUGGUUCCUGCCCGGCAUCCACCGGGCAGGUGCCGAGCAUCUGCUGCAGGGAAAACCGCCCGGGACGUUCAUUGUCCGCGAGUCGAGUAACACAGCCUCGAUGGCGCUGUCGGUGCGCCUGCCGGCUGGCAAGGGGCCGCACGUGGAGCACUUCCUCAUCGAGAAACAGGACGGCAAGCUGAGCCUCGAGUCGUCCGACAACCGCUUCAGUGACAUCUGCAGCCUGGUGGCCUGCUACAGCUCCCGAUGUGACGAGCUGCCCGUACAGCUGCGGCUCCCCGACAGUCUCCAGAAGGCCGAGAGUCGCCACCAGCUCCUGUCGCGCGCACUCCUCGGACAAGAAUUCUGGCAGUCACGUCUCGCCAACUGCUCACAAGGUGGCAGCACUGGAGCCAGCGGCAGCACCCAGUCCUCCACUGCGAGCAGCAGUCUGAACAAGGUCGGCGGCAGCCAGUCCAGUCUGGGCAGUCUGUGCAGUCCGCCGGGCGCGCCUCCUCCACCCCACACCGAGACUCUCACCAGUCAGUCGAGCCUGGGCAGCUCCAGCGGUCCUCCGCCCUCCGACUCGCCGCUGACCACGUUCGGACGGCGGCUGUCGUCAGGCCGCCCCGGCGAGGGCCGCGCCAGUCCGGCCACGCCCGCGCCGCUGGGCGCCAUCACGGAGCGUCCGGCGGAGGGCGCGCGCCGGCCGGCGGUGCAUCCGCGGCCCGCGCCGCCCACCAGUCUGCAGCUGCAGCCGGCGGCGGCGCGGCUUCACUCACCAGCACUGGUGGGACGCGUGGCCAGUCCGGUGGGAGGAGAGCCAGCCGGCCGGGCGGUGCCGCCGCGGCCGCCGCCACGCUGGUGUAAGCCGUCGCUCACGCCCCCAGCUGCGCUGAACGGGUUCUGUGCCGGGGCAAUCACAAACGGAAACGGUUUCGGCGCAGUUAGGAGCGAGGUGAGCGCGCUCCGGGGCAGCGCAGCUUCCGGCAGACAGGUGCGUAGCGCGUCCAACACACCAGUGCGAGAGCUGGCACCGACGCCAGGCAGCGCGCCGUGGCGCCAGACCGCGUCUCCCGCCACCACGCCGGCCUCGUGCGAUGACGAUGUGCUGCUUCCGGGCGGCGCGCCGCGCGCCAGCCGCCGGCGUGGCCGUAAGAAACGCUCCACGCACUACCAGGAGGCGGACAUCCUGGAGCUACCCGUCGGAAUCUGUCGCAGCUCGGUGGCCGACAAAAUCUCUGACUAUGAGGACAUCUGGGCGUCGCCGCCGCGAGAGAUCCCUGAGAGCACGUUCAAACCUCGCACGGCAGCUCGCUCGAUGAACGAUCUCAGUGAGGCGGCGAGGGAGCCGGCCGUGGUGCCGCCGGUGUCUGGCGACCGCACCGGUCUCCGACUGGAGCUGACCCCUGCACGUACCGCCUGCCCGGAGCUGCGCUCGCCCCGCUCCAGCGGUGCCAACAGCAGUCCGUUCUACGCGAUACCAGCGGACGCGGUGCGGCCUGCUUCUGCCAUCUGCAGUGAGACGGUCAGCUCACCGGCCGACGGGGUUGUGCAGCGGCGAGCGCCGUUCGACCGGACGGCAGCGCACCGCCACUCGGAGCCCAACAUCCGCUGGGAGCCGCCCGGUCGGUCCCGACGGCCCGGCGCCGCGCGACUCGAGACCAUCGACUCCAGUGACGAGCUGCCGCCUCUCUCCAGUAGCGUGGACAACCUGGCGUCGGCGCCGCGCCGUCUGCGUGCCGGAUCUCGCUCACACAGCUCGCACGGCCUGGGUGAGGCGGCACGGCGUGUCAAGGCCGUCCCGCCACCUCGGGUUCAGUCGCCGCGUCGGCCCCGGCAGCGGCGCGCCGCGCGCGGCUGGCGGCUCGACGCUGAAUGGGCAUUCGUCGGCGCUGAUAACGAGGGUUUCGAGGCAGACACGGAAGCCGAAGCCGACGAGGGUGCUGUCCAGCUGCGCAGGCCGCCGGUCGAGCCUCGCGACGCGUCGCACCGUCUCUCCGAGUCGACUGAGUCAGAGGCAGCAGGUCCGCCGACUCUCUCUAAGGAGGAGGAGAGCCGCAUCGUGCAGGCCUACAUCCGGCAGAGCCUGCCGCAGAUAGCGGGACCUAUCCUUCCCUCCAGCCUCCCCGUGCCGGAAGCGUCCAUCUCAGCAUCCGACUACGACAACGUCCGUCCUCUGAGCUCCCCGCCGCCUCCGGCACCCGCUCCGCCUCCCCCCGGAAUCGGAGUGAGUCCUCCACUGACCGACAUCACAGAGACCUCCAAAUGGGAGUCCAUCAUGCGCCUGAUGCAGGACCAGCUGCGGCUGCGCACGGGGCAGUUCGAGCCGGAGACGGCCGAGGAACGGCCCUUCACCGACUCGGAGUCGUUCGUGCACGUGCAGCAGGAGGCGCCGCCUGCGGAGGAUGACACGGCCACCUCCGAUGCGACGGUGGCUCGACCGGAGGCACAGCGGCUCGCCCGGCCACGCGCGCCGCAGGAGUCCCUCUACUCGCCGCCCCGUCUGACCUCACUCCGGCUACACCGGAGGAGCCAGCAGUCGGGCGCGGCCAUCCGCGAGUACGUCCUUCAGCUGGCCACCUCCGAGACAUCCAACACGUUCGCGCUCAACGUGCAGAAAUUCCUUCAGUGCACCCGAGAAGCGUCCGAGACCGAGCCUCAUGUGGUGAUGAGGAACACUCGCCAGUUCGUCAACGGCAUGAAGAACUACCUGGUCAAACACGGCGAGGGCAACUUCCACCAGAUCGUUGACAGCGAGCGGGACAAGCUGGCGUCUACUGCCUUCCUGAACCUGGACGUCAUCCUGGAGGGGGUGUUGGAGGAGCUGCUGGUCCGGCCUCUGUACGACCACUUCAAGCACCUGACGGCCGAGGCCGGGCGGCGCAGUGGCGCCAUCCAGCGGCUGACUGAGAACCUCGAGUUGACGCGCGGCCGCCCGGCGGCGUCACUGGGCGCCAAGCCGGAGCGGCCGCCGCCGACAGGAGCGGCCCUGGAGGCGAUACGGGCCACCAUGGAGAGACUGCAGGAGGCGGUCAGCCCGCUGGACAAGCUGGAGAACCUGCUGGCCGUGGUGUCGGAUGUGUUCGCCGCCGCUGGCGCCAAGGACGAGUCGCUGCCAGCGGACGAGCUGCUCCCACUGCUCAUCUACACAAUGGCCCAGUGUAACUGCGCCAGCAUAGAGUUUGAGGCCGACUACAUGUGGGGUCUGCUGCACCCGAUGCUGCUAAACGGUGAGGCCGGCUACUACCUGACCAUGCUGUCCUCGGCCGUGCACGUGCUGAAGAACCUGCCGCACUACCUGGACGAUCGGUCCCGCGAGUCCACCCGCAGCCUGUCACACUGUUCCGGUUCAGUCUCUGGCAGUGAGCCCGUUGACGGUCUGUUGCGAGUGGUCAUUCCGGACGAGCAGCAGGGUACCAUCAUCAGCCGCACGCUGCCGGCACGACCCACCACCUCUGCUAGGGAGGUGUGCAGGAUGCUGGGGAACAAACUACGCAUUACCAGCCCCACCGACUACGGCCUCUUCAAACUCAUCGACGGCUGUGAAACACUGCUGGGGGACCUCGACUGUCCUCAGCAUAUCAAACAAGAGCUGACCGCUCGAGGCACGCACUGUAUGCUCGCCUACAAACGACUCGAGGCCAAGAUCGCCUGGCCCACCGCCCAGCUCUGAGCGCGUGACGUCAUCGGACCAAACGUAGCUGUAUGUGAUGUCACAGAAACGAGGAAUAACGCGACGUGAGUCCGUUGAUAAUGCCGGUCGUGCAGCUGAAAAUUGGUGAAAAAAGAUAACGGAUGUGAGGUGACAUAUCCUUUGCUGAUUUUGAAAGUGACGUCACGAUAUCGUUCUACACAUGGCGUUACAGUAUCUCUUCUGACCCAGACCAGACAUAAUGAAUAAUGAUGUCAUGUCAGCUCAGCUCACAGUGUGACCCACGAGUGACGUCACAAUGUACGCAAUAGGUGCUCACUGCCCGUGCUGCCAACUGGAUUGAAACAACGUCACAGGAAUUCAGUCUGCUGGUGUGGUGUGCUCGAUGUGACGUCACAUGUCUCAGCGUGAGCGAUUGGCACUUCGCGGCAACUCUUUUUGUACUCAGUUUUACACGGGGCUAAUGCUGGAGCCUUGCGUUGCGUCUGUGUAGAUGUGAUGUGUGAACGUUUAUGCUGGGUGUGUUUCGGUGUAGUGUGCUGGUGCAUCCGUCUGCGGCCGCGGUGCACAAUGCCACCGUACGCCCCUAUGACGUCACCAGAAGAGGCUGAUGGUGCUGCCAAACUCAGCGAUGUGCAAUGAAUGUGACUGGACUGCGAGGGCGCGAGCGUUUGGUUACAUUUGGAAUAAUCUAGUCAACUAGCUCCCAUGGAUCGCUUUUCUACUUUGUUAACUGCAAUACAUCUCUGUCGAAAAA